UUGAAGAAAAUAGCUCCCAUUGAUUGGCACAUGGUGAAAACUUACUGUUAUCAAUAUUGUGUUGGCUGCGUUCAUUAAAGUUUGACCAAACUUUUGUGAAUCCAGUCUUUGGCUCCAUUCAUAUUCACUACAAAUUUAAAAUCGAAGAAAACUACCUGAACAGAACAACUUGGUCUGUACAGGAAACAUUUGACUGUGGAAACAGGAUCCAGGGCAGGAACUCGUUGCUCUCACACCCGAAGUCUCAUAACCCUCUUUGCUGUUUUUGAAAUUUCAAAUUUCUUUGGGACUUAUAUCAACCCUGAAAGCUUCACCUUAUCAUCAGUACCCACAGCCAGCUAUGAACUAAAAUAUUUGUAAUCUAAUGGGAACUCAUAUACUUUGAUGAGAAGGACUUUCCCCAUAUCAAGUGGACCAACUUUUCUAUUGCUGUAGCACAAGGAAUGCACUGCUAUGGCGACAGCUGUCGGACAAAAUGAACUUGUAUUUGAGUUUGCAACUAAUGACAUGGAAAAUGCACAGGAGGUCGGUGGGUCAUGUAUUUUCCCCGCAGUCAUUGUGGAGCAAGUCCCCAAUGCAGACCUGCUCCAGGACUAUUCUGGGCUUGCUUGUGAUGAAGAAACAAACGGAAUAAUUAAUGACAGUUCCCUGGAUGUUGUUGAAGAACAGGUUAUUGGAGAGGAGAUCACAGUUUCAGUAGAGGCUUCCUGUCAGAAUGGAGAUGAAUCCAUGGAAACAAUUGAGGCUGCCGAGGCUCUGCUUAACAUGGACUCACCUAGUCCUGCCACAGAAGAAAGGAGAAUAACUCAUGUGUUCAUGCCAUCAGCAAGUGGGGUGAUCACGGCUCCCAUCACACACAUCUCUGUGCGGGCAGAUGGAGUUCCUGAGGUGGUGGAGAAUGCAGAAGAGAUUAUACUGAUGGAGGAAACUGCACAGCAGGAGGUAGCUAGCGAAUCAUUGGAACAGAACAAGAAAAGAAAAGGGCGAAAACUGAAACCACCUCGUCCAGCUUCACCGGUGGCAAAUCCAGACUUCCCUGUGAAAAGAAAAAACAAAGAUGGCAAAGGAAACACAAUCUACCUCUGGGAGUUCCUUCUGGCUUUGCUCCAAGACAAGAAUACAUGUCCCCGAUAUAUCAAAUGGACUCAGAGGGAGAAAGGCAUUUUCAAACUGGUUGACUCGAAAGCUGUGUCCAAACUAUGGGGUAAACACAAAAACAAGCCGGAUAUGAAUUAUGAGACAAUGGGCAGAGCUCUCAGAUAUUAUUACCAAAGAGGAAUCCUUGCCAAGGUGGAGGGGCAGCGCUUGGUCUAUCAGUUCAAGGAGAUGCCCAAGAACCUCAUCUGCAUUGAUGACGAUGAGCCCAGUUCUAUUUCUGAAACCCAGGAAAAUCCUCCAAAACUCUCAGCAUACAAGCUUCCCAUGACUUCAGCAACCGUCUUGCCGUCGGUAGUCACCAGUUGUAUCCAAACCCAGAAACCCAGGGUUGCCUCACAUGUGAUGUCCAGUGUGAGGGAAGGUUCACCCCAGCCCUCUACUGUAGUCAAGUCAAUGAAGGCAAGUUGUGUUGGAGAGACUGAGCAAGGGUCAGUGCACAUACUGUCACCAGAAAUGUUGAAAGAUGUUCAGUCCCUUCCCAAAGUGCAGCAACCCAGUGUUCUCAAGACUGCGCAGGUGGUACACCCAGCUCCACCUCACCGUGAAGAGCAGAAGGUCACCAGCAGAAACAUCCCAUUUUCAGCAUCGAUGACUCCAUCAGCACAGUCAGUGAGAACGAUAAAAACUCCAUCACAGGUUCCAGUGGUUGUAUCACCAGGAGCUCAGAGAAUCAACACUGUUACAUUGCAAACUGUCCCGCUCACGACUGUGAUCACGAGCACUGAUUUAGCAAUGUCCUCCCCCAAGUUCAUUUUCCAAACAGUUCCAUCUUCCCAUCAGGGGACGGUGCUGAAAGAAAACGUCGCCUUGCAAGGGGACUCACUCAUUGCAAAAAUAGUCACACCCACCUCUCUUGCUGUCCAUGGUGCCAGCAUUCAGCAGGUUAUUCCAACUAGCCCACAGCUACCAGAUAAUACAACACAAGGUGCGUCUUUGUACAGUGCAGUAGGUGCCGCCACUCCCGUGGUAACCUUUGCAUCUACCAGUCAGCAGAUUAUGAGUCAACCACAAGGCACAGUGUUCACAUCGGUGAUCAAAGCACCAGAAACCAAGCAACCUGUUAUACAGACUGCAGCCAAGCAGGAAGAUCAGAAAGGGACCAUGGGACCCAGCCAGCAAAGUGAGCAUAGAACCCAGCAGUCCCAAGUAAUUGUGCUCACAAAUUCGGCAAUGCUUCCUCAUCACAUGCUUUUUGGAGCAGGGGAACACAGGGAAGUGGACACACAGUGACACUGCAGACUUUCCCUUUCAAGCCUCCUCAGCUCCAUUCCCAAUUCUUUUUAAAGUUAGAGCUACAAAGUAUUUUCUGGGUGGUUUACUUGAAGUAAUGUUCAACUCGAUCUGUGCUUAGUUUUAACGUUAUAAAUAGAGGUUACAGGGCAAAGGUGCUACUAAACUGGAGGUAAUGACAGAAGUUAAAAAUAUAAUCUUAAAAGAAGCUUUUGCUCUUUUAAUUUUUUUUGGUUUCUGGAUGACUUUGUUAGAAGAAUUUAGAACAUUUUUCAAAACUGAGUUGCAUUUCUUACAAUUAUAGCACACUACCAUACAGAAACGAAUUGUAGAUCAGUCAGCUUUUGUGGAUUGGCACACGAUGGCCUUUGCAAUGGAAGUGCUGAUAAACUGGCAUCGAGAUUGUUUGCGCUGAUAAUUAUCCCUGCGUUACAUGAAACCUAUCAGUUAAAGGGUUCAGACGAAUAUAAAAGGCAGCUCUUUUAAUAUCUAGAUCCACAUGUUCAAGCAUAAAUUUGGUUUCUUUGCGAUUAAGUAUUUUUUUCUCUCUGUGUUGGAUUUAAAAAGGCAGAAUAUCCAGAAUAUUUGGCUGGUUUAUUUCACCAUGACCCCUACUCUUUUCUUUCUAUUAUAAAUUUGUACAGACUUUGCUAUGAAUCCAAUGAGUAAAGAAAGGAAACAGUAUUUGCUUAUUAGAUGGGCUUUUGUCAAUGGGAUUUUUCUUUAAAAAGAAAUUAUCCAAGGGAUUUUUAUUUUCGCAGGAACCUUCAGCUCCACGGUGUAAAUAUUUUUUUAAAAAACUUUUCCUUGAUUUUGUAAAUAAUGUAUUUUGUGUUCUAUUUUUGAGGUUGAAAGAAUAUUUGAAAAUUCCAAUUACUAGCUCUUUUUUUUAAAAAAAGAAAGAGGUACAUUUUGUAUAGUUUUAAGAUUUGAUGUUAAAACCAUGUUUCCACUGGCAUUAGUGAGCAUAUGUUCAAGGCAAAAAUAAAUAAUUUUA
Messenger RNA from Mobula hypostoma (lesser devil ray), 3385 nucleotides. Its product is annotated as ETS-related transcription factor Elf-1-like. Lineage: Eukaryota; Metazoa; Chordata; Chondrichthyes; Myliobatiformes; Myliobatidae. Bases 454 to 2388 code for a protein of 644 amino acids. The record is from RefSeq and is a predicted model, not a curated record. Gene Ontology annotation, molecular function: DNA-binding transcription factor activity, RNA polymerase II-specific; sequence-specific DNA binding. Gene Ontology annotation, biological process: cell differentiation; regulation of transcription by RNA polymerase II. Gene Ontology annotation, cellular component: nucleus. The transcript has 9 exons.